GGCCGCCUGGCGAGCGACUGCCGAUGACGUCUGUGUACGCCAAUCCGCACCGUUUGACAUUGAACGCGCGAUAACACUCGAAAAUCCUCAAACCGCCCCCUCACAGGAAUUGCUUUAGACUUGUUCACUUGAAAACUGUUAGAAACUUAUUGAGAAUAUUUUCUCUGAAGGUUUGACGUUAUAUUGGAUGAUUUAAUAAAAGUGAUAACUUUAUUUUAGUUGACAUUGAUAGUACUAUCGAACAUAAUUCGAGAUGUCAAAAUAAAAAAAAAAGUUGAAUGUGAGGGUGCCCGUUGUACAUAAAAUUUGUGUUGUGUUGUAUUAUUAAAAUAUGAAUAAGUGUAUGAUUAUCGCAUGAAGUGAUCGUGUUUGUGACUGAAAAAAGACACUCGGAGACUCGGUCACGAGUUCACGGGUCGUUAAUUCAACGAAGGAGAGAAUUCGAAAAAGGUCUUCGUUUGCGUCCGCUCAUUGGAGUGAUAAAAUUUAUGACAAACGGUUAACCCAGCGGUUGAUUUAUAUACGGGUAUAUUCGGUGCUCCAAAAACAUGAUUCGGGUAUUAUGACAGUGGCGGAGUGUGCGAGAGGAGGACGUUACGGGAUGAAGUGGAGGCAUAUGGGGCGGCGCGCAUGCAUGAGCGUGCGGCGGGCCGCGUGAUGCGCAGGGGCGCGCGCGUGUCCGGCGGCGCGUCGCCUGCGACCGCGACCGCGCCCGCGCACGCGCCCGGCUCGUGCGCGUGAUGCGCGCGGACCGUGCCGCGCUCUACGCGUGGCUCCUAUGCUGCGCCGCUGCGUUGCCUACGCACAAAUACAGCACGCGAGUGGUGCGCACGAAGUACGGGCCUCUUCGCGGGAUUGUUGUCCACUCCCAUCCGCAGGUCGAAGCAUACCUCGGUGUACCGUAUGCUACGCCACCUCUUGGUAGUCUUAGAUAUAUGCCGCCGGUGACACCGUCGCAGUGGCGUGAGACGCGGCUGGCGGACGCAGCGCGGCCGGCGUGUCCGCAGGCGCCCCCGGCGGCCGCACCGCACGACGAUGCGCUAUUGAUGCAUCCACGUGCGCGAAUCCGUCAACUCGAGAGGCUGUUGCCUGUGCUCGCUAAUCAAAGCGAAGACUGUCUAUACGUUAAUCUCUACGUGCCCAUUAACGGAGGGGAGAUGGAAGGCAACUCAGUGGGCGUGCCGUGUCUCGUCUUUGUACACGGCGAGUCCUAUGAGUGGAGUUCUGGAAACGCAUACGACGGUACUACGCUGGCGGCGCAUGGCAACAUAAUUGUAGUGACUAUCAACUUUAGAUUAGGUAUAUUGGGUUUUUUAAAGACUGGUGCUAAGGGGUCGGCGCAGGGUAACUUUGGACUUAUGGAUUUAGUGGCGGGGUUACAUUGGUUGAGAGAGAAUUUACCGGCAUUCGGAGGUGACCCUGAGAGAGUCACCAUUAUGGGGCAUGGAACCGGCGCUGCUCUUGCAAACUUUUUAGCAGUAUCGCCAGUAGCUAGAGAACUACUGAAGCGUGUCAUCUUAUUAAGCGGGUCGGGACUUAGCUCUUGGGCCUUGCAGAGGGAACCGCUCACGAUAAAAAAAAAGGUAGCAGAACAGACAGGGUGCCAUGGAGACAUGGUGGAAGAUGACUUGGCGCCGUGUUUGCGCAACAAGCCGCUCGCCGAGUUGCUUGCCGUGAAGCUCGACCCACCGCGGUUUCUGCCUGGUUUCGCGCCGUUUGUUGAUGGCACUGUUAUUGUAAAUCCGUCCUCUGCUCCGCCGCCGACGGAUAGUUCGCGACUAGGAGCCGGUGCAGCUGCUGUAGCCAAUGCAGCGGGUCAUGAAUUGGCUGACUUCUCUCAUAGAGAACUACUUUUUGGGCUCACCACCACUGAAUCGUACUUGGAAUUCAACGCUCAAGAUUUAGAAUUUGGUUUUAACGAGAGCCGUCGAGACCGUAUCCUGCGUACAUUUGUCCGCAACGCUUACUACUACCACUUGAAUGAGAUCUAUUCAACCCUGAAGAACGAGUACACGGAUUGGGACAAGCCUGUACAGAAUCCACUUAGCGUCCGCGAUGCAACUCUCGAGGUUUUAAGUGACGGCCGGACCGCAGCACCGUUAAUCAGACUCGGUUACCUCCACGCCUUACGAGGUGGCACUACUUAUUUCACACAUUUUCAUCACCUUUCACAAGAUAAAGAUUACCCGCAGCGUCCAGGCUCCGUCCAUGGUGAAGAGAUGCCUUACUAUCUUGGAGUGCCAUUGUCACAGGCUCACCAUCAGCAAAACUUUACACAGCAGGAACAGCGAGUGUCUCGUCUUUGUAUGCACUAUGUUGCUAACUUUGUUAGAUACGGAAAUCCUAAUGAUCCCUCAGCAACCCCACCACCGAGCCCCAUGUUGGGCGACACUCCGCGUCUUGGUCCUGAUCAAACCCCGUAUUGGGAUACCUAUGAUACCAUCAAUCAACUGUACAUGGAGAUCAGUAGCAAACCCGAAAUGCGAAGCCACUACCGUGGCCACAAGAUGUCUUUGUGGUUGUCUCUUAUACCGCAACUACAUCGGCCCGGUUCCGACAUGCCUGACGCGGCAAUGCGCCAUCACCACUUUCAAAACAACAAUGCUGACUACUACGAAGGUGCGGUGAGACCUCAGUCGAUGUCGAGGGCGCACGUUCCUCACGUCGUUAAUAUUGAUAAUACCCGAGGUUCCGACGGCAAUCGUAGCACACCACCACCCCGAUCAUCUGUACCCAGACCAUCUCCUGCGCCACCAGUCCCAUCAACGGAAUGCCCACCGAACACAACUGCUACACCCGUACAAGCAGACGAUGCACUCUUGCGACGGUUGGCAUCGUCACAUUACCAAUCUUACACUGCAGCUCUUACUGUCACUAUUGCAGUGGGUUGCUUUCUGCUGCUUCUGAAUGUUCUCAUAUUCGCUGGUAUUUACCAUCAAAGAGGAACACGCCCUCGACGCUCAAAAGACGAUCUCGCCGAAGCAGGAAGUUCAUCUUCGUCAGACAAUUACGAUGGGAAAUUAGAUUAUGAAGUGCGUGCGUUCGACGGGAAAGGAUUUGGUUUUGAGUGCAAAUCGGCUCAUGUGCCGCGGGGCUCUGGCUCCAAGUUCGAUCUGCGGACGUUGUCGGAUUGUGGGGAGCCAACUUUCGGGGAAUAUAGUUGUUAUGACGAGAAACAUCGUGCGGCGCGUAGCUCGCUGCCAGAUGUUAGUGUGGGUAGUGCGAUAGAGGCCGGUAGUGUAGUGUGUAUAGAUACGCUAAAACCAGAUAUUCAAAAAGUGGAGGGACGGCCACCACAGGACCCAGUGGGGCGAACUAGUACUUUUGAACCUCGAGUUGUCGAUAGUUCGACGCAAGUGAAAUUUGGCCCUGCCUCGGAAUGCGAAACGGCUUCUGAUUGUAAUGGUGAUUCGGAAUCAGGUUGUGCGAGCGGAUCAGGUAUACUGCGUGUUCCGCCAGCUACCACUGCGCCUGCACCCCCAGGCAUCAUGAAGAAAAGAGUGCAAAUACAAGAAAUAUCUGUAUGAGAGUUUCUGGACCCCGCCGAAAUUGUUGUGAAUAAACGGACAAAAUUGUGAUCUUUAAAAAAUCUAAUGUAUAUAAAUCAGUAUCGUAUGUUUAAACAAUAUAUGAUGAUAAUAUGUGUACAUAAAAAUUAAUGUAAACAGUGCGUACAGCGAAUUUUAAGGCGUAUGUGACUUCUCGGCCUUAUAUUCAAUCUAUGGCUGUAAUAGGACUGAAUGUAUGUAAACACGUCUUCACUUUUCCGCUCUAUUUGCCAUGAGUUCGAAGUUGUUGGAAUAUAUUAAUAAGGGAUAACGUGACCGCUUACUUGGUAUUGGUUACGUUCUAAGGGUAGUAUAAGGUAUUACGAAGUACCAAAUACACCAGUUCUAUUAUAAAACAAGACAUGUAUAUACUUAUACUUCUAUGUACCUAAUAUAUAUAUAUAUAUAUAUAUAUAUAUAUAUAUAUAUAUAUA
This is a messenger RNA of Galleria mellonella (greater wax moth), 3982 nucleotides long. RefSeq names its product neuroligin-1. The coding region runs from base 741 to 3527 and encodes 928 amino acids. Gene Ontology annotation, molecular function: signaling receptor activity; neurexin family protein binding. Gene Ontology annotation, cellular component: cell surface; synapse; postsynaptic membrane. NCBI's taxonomy places the organism in Eukaryota, Metazoa, Arthropoda, Insecta, Lepidoptera, Pyralidae. Gene Ontology annotation, biological process: neuron cell-cell adhesion; presynaptic membrane assembly; modulation of chemical synaptic transmission. The transcript is spliced from 15 exons. The record is from RefSeq and is a predicted model, not a curated record.